CCCACCUCUCUCCCUCUCCCCCCCUUCUCUCUCUUCAAUCAUCAUAAACAGCAGAAGCACAAGGAGGCGACUACGCUCUCCUCCUCCAGACUCCAGCCUUCUCUCCCUCUGUCUCCAAAUUCAUGGCGGACAAGGGUCGACCAUUGCCCAAGUUUGGUGAAUGGGAUGUCAAUGAUCCUGCAUCUGCAGAGGGAUUUACAGUUAUCUUCAACAAAGCUAGGAAUGAAAAGAAGGGAGGCGGCAAACCUGAGUCUCCUGCAAAAGAUGAGGACAGAUAUAAAAAUGGGGCUGUUCUUGGAAAGCCUCAAUCUAAAAGAUGGUUUUGCUGCAUACAAGCUGCACCUGCAGAAUAAAGAAGAAUCUUCUACAUUGUAAAAGCUCAGGAGCGAAGCAUUGUUUAUGUAUACCCUGCCCCAAGAUAUACAAAUCCAGAAGACUGGAGCUCAAUUCAGAGGCUAUGAUGGAUCCUGCUGGAACGUUUGUUGUGAAUUUAUUUAAGCUGUGGUGAUAUUGCGGGCUUAGAUAAGAAUAUGUUAAAAGAACAAUGUCUUUUGUUGUUGUUUAUGUUUAUGUAUGAUGGUUUGGUCCCGUUGCUCUCCCUACACUACUACAACUGUGACAUUACUAUUAUGACUUUUUUUUUUUUUUUGAGUGGAUGUUAAUUUUCCGUGUGUAUAAUAUUGAAGGGCCAGUUUCCAAA
This is a messenger RNA of Carica papaya (papaya), 700 nucleotides long. RefSeq names its product RPM1-interacting protein 4 (RIN4) family protein. Lineage: Eukaryota; Viridiplantae; Streptophyta; Magnoliopsida; Brassicales; Caricaceae. The record is from RefSeq and is a predicted model, not a curated record. Gene Ontology annotation, cellular component: plasma membrane.